Molecule: messenger RNA, 595 nt
Organism: Ilyonectria robusta
Lineage: Eukaryota; Fungi; Ascomycota; Sordariomycetes; Hypocreales; Nectriaceae
Exons: 4
Coding region: 124-414 (96 amino acids)
Source: RefSeq, a predicted model, not a curated record
AGAACCGCCAUCCAACUUUAGAUAAAUCACCCCGAUCUGUCUCAAGCAAUUCUCUACUUCUUCAACCUCACAUCUUUCGUUAUCUUAACUUACACAAUUCGUCUGAAAUCCAACUCCUUUAUCAUGAAGGUCGCCACUACUCUUCUCGUGAGCGCUUGGCUCCUCUUUGCCCCUGUUCUCGGCGAUGGGCAUUCCUUGUGCGCCUGCCAGUCGAGAUCGAAUGGGCCUACCGUCGAUUCGGCAACUCAGGCUUGCUGCAGCAGAGUCGGAGCACAGUUGACUCAGGACCGCCUGCCAGCCUCGGGGGGGAUCAAAUACGCCGGCCAAUACUGCCAGGGCAAGGAUAUAAGCGGAGACCAAUUUUACGAUUGCUGUCGAAACAAUGGCGGUGGAGAUUCUACUUGUCCAUUCUAGGACGCAUCAGGACAGACCCUUAGCCGAGUACCAAUAUUUGCUAUGAGGCUGGACAAUCCCUUAGACUAGUUUGGCGUACUAGCCCAUGUUCAAACCAUCUCAUAGGGGUGGGUAGCGAAGACUUUUAUUUAGCUGCGUAGCCAUUCAACAUGGCGUUUAUCAAUUUGACUGCUGUUUUAAA